Molecule: messenger RNA, 1443 nt
Organism: Anopheles moucheti
Lineage: Eukaryota; Metazoa; Arthropoda; Insecta; Diptera; Culicidae
Gene: Urm1
Product: ubiquitin-related modifier 1 homolog
Exons: 4
Coding region: 383-712 (109 amino acids)
Biological process (GO): protein urmylation; tRNA thio-modification
Cellular component (GO): nucleus; cytoplasm
Molecular function (GO): protein tag activity
Source: RefSeq, a predicted model, not a curated record
AUCACGCAAGAUCGUUUGCGUGAGGAGAAGCAUCUCCGUACCGCGCAAGAUCGACAAAAUAACGCGAGCAUUGCACGAACACGGGUUUAAGGUGGUGUGAACAUUUACUCCCGCAGACGAAGAUCAACCACAAACUGUAUAAGCAACAGCUGCUCGCAGGGAAAACAGUCAGUUUUUCAUACGCAUCCGGAACGAUAGUAUCUGCGGUUGCGACGCUGCUUAAUCGUUUACCGGCACAGUAUCGAACGGUUUCCGUACAGGAACAUAACAGAAAGUGCAGUGACGAUUUGCAGAAUAGAAACACUUUACUGAAGGCUCGAUAAGUGCGAUUAGAUUUAAUCUUUUGCCAGAUAAACGGUUCAUCAUUGGUGCCAGAAGCAGAAUGGACGAUUCCAUUGAUGAUGAGGUGAUUUCGGGUGGCUCUACCGUUACCAUCGAGUUCAGUGGUGGAGCGGAAACACUUUUCGGUGGUGUGAAGGAACACACCGUACCGUUAGAUGGAUCAAAAAUAGUAUUGCUCGAGGAGAUGCUCCGAUGGUUGCGAGAUAAUCUGCUGACCGGUGAUGCGAAUCUGUUCCUCCAGGAUAAAAGCGUUCGGCCCGGCAUCUUGGUCAUGAUCAACGAUACCGACUGGGACCUGAUGGGUGAAACCGACUACAUCCUUCAGCCUGGCGAUCAUAUUCUCUUCAUUUCCACCCUCCAUGGCGGAUAAACACCAUGGUCGGAAAAGAUACCUGUGAUAAACUACUUCUACUUCUACUACUAAUACUGCAGAUAUUGCUGCUGCUAAUUGCUACUACUAUUGCUCGCUAUAGGCACAGAUUAGAGCGAUACUGUUAAGAAUGGUUCUAGUGUUAAGAGUGAACUGGCUCUUUCCUUCAGCUCUUUUCCCCUUUCCCCACUUACGAUUCAUGCGCAAACGGUACCCCGUACACGAAAAACAAAGGACAAACAAUUAAUUCACCCCAUAGAAAACGAUGUAGCGUAAAACGGCGGUGCUGAUAAUAGAAAGACGCUCGUUUUUUUUCUAGCAAAAUCAAGCACCGAGAAGCUUCGUGAGUGGUGCCAUGUUUGAUUUGCGAAUCGAAAGGGUGGUUUGGAUUUAUUUGUUCAACCAACGGCGAAACUGCAUGUGCGCUUGUGUACGAGGGUAUGCUAGAGCUAAUUGAUGAAAUGAUGUAAGCAUAAGAAAAAAAGGGGCAAAUAACAGAAUACAAAAUUAACCCGUUGAUUUUUUUUGUCGGUUAAAGCUAAGCAGAUCACUGUACUUUCUUCUGCACGGUGCUUAGUGUGUUGGUUUCUCGAAUUCACAUCAAGCCGGGGAGUUUUUAUAAAUCGUUUUUAAUUUUGUUUAUGAUGAUCGUACUGAAGACGAAAGAGGAAGAGCGUUAGGCAUAUACGGGAAGAGUUAAUGGAGAAAUAUAUACCAAUAUAAGUUGAUUA